Messenger RNA from Protopterus annectens (West African lungfish), 750 nucleotides. It is a transcript of the gene DPM1, whose product is annotated as dolichyl-phosphate mannosyltransferase subunit 1, catalytic. Gene Ontology annotation, biological process: protein O-linked glycosylation via mannose; GPI anchor biosynthetic process. Gene Ontology annotation, molecular function: dolichyl-phosphate beta-D-mannosyltransferase activity. The record is from RefSeq and is a predicted model, not a curated record. Gene Ontology annotation, cellular component: endoplasmic reticulum membrane. Lineage: Eukaryota; Metazoa; Chordata; Ceratodontiformes; Protopteridae.
UAAACAACUACAGAGCUUGCUGGCACGUGAUUGCUAUUCACGUGACAUGUUACGUUUUGUACUUUCAAGAUGACGACUCAAAAGCUGCAGUCUGAGGAUAGUCGAUUGAAUGACAGAUAUUCAGUUUUGCUUCCUACUUACAAUGAAAGAGAUAAUUUGCCUAUUAUUGUUUGGUUGUUGGUGAAAUGCUUUACAGAACUCCUCAGGCCAAGACCAAAGAAACUAGGAUUAGGAACUGCAUAUGUCCACGGGAUGCAGCAUGCGACAGGUAACUUCAUAAUUAUUAUGGAUGCGGACCUAUCACAUCAUCCAAAAUUUAUACCAGAGUUUAUAAGGAAGCGUGAAAUGGGUAAUUACGAUAUUGUAUCUGGAACACGCUAUACAGGAAAUGGAGGUGUACAUGGCUGGGAUUUAAAAAGAAAAUUAAUAAGCCGAAGUGCUAACUUUAUAACUCAGGUGCUACUGAGACCAGGCGCAUCCGACCUGACAGGUAGUUUCAGGCUGUACAGAAAAGACAUUUUGCAGAAGCUGGUGGAAAAAUGCGUUUCUAAAGGUUACGUCUUUCAGAUGGAGAUGAUUGUCAGAGCUAGACAGUUGGGAUUCACCAUUGGAGAGGAAGCUGUUCUUAGGAAAGGUCCUGCCAGUGAUACUGAGGAGGAGUCAGCUGUGUCACCUGCACCAAAAAGGGUCCGUUUGGACAUUCAUUGGGACAGUGGACCAUUGCAUUCUGACUUUGACAAAGAGAACUAG